Molecule: messenger RNA, 1653 nt
Organism: Durusdinium trenchii
Lineage: Eukaryota; Dinophyceae; Suessiales; Symbiodiniaceae
Source: the annotation of a GenBank genome assembly
AUGCUCUCUUCGGAGCAAGUGGAGGGCAAUCUGAGGGAUCAACUCCUGCACCUUCUCUUGGCAGCGGAGGACUCUUUGGUGCAAGUACAGCUGGACUGUUUGGCGCUGAUUCAGCGUCGACAUCCUCCAGCAGCAGUGCAGGAGCAUUGUUUGGUGCAACCUCCAGCGCAGCUGCUUUUGGGACCAGCUCAGCUCCAUCUUCAAGCACCACCAGUGCAGGCUCGUUGUUUGGAGCAAGUUCCGGAUCUGCCCUUGGAUGUUGCAGGAGGCUCUGGAGCAUCGGCCAUCUCUCCAAGUGUCAAAGAGGCAUAUAGGGAACGAAUGGUCAAGAUCUACAAAGAACACAAUCCUAGCAAAGUGAAUGAGAUUGACGCUCUCAUGGGCAAAUACGUUGGUCAGGAGCACACUAUGUACUUGAAAGUAUGCAAAAAGUACAACGUCGAACCAGAACCUGAAAUCAAAGCAGAAUCAUCUGCGGUCGCAUCCAACGCUCCUGCUCCGUCUGCUGGGGGUUUGUUUGGCAGUCCUUCAUCAGGUGCAUCACCCUUUGGUGGAGCUUCUGGCUUCAGCUCUGGAGGCUUCGGCUUCGGAAGCCCUGCUUCGGGUCCGAGCCCCUCUGGCUUCGGCUCGGGCUUCGGGAGCGGUGCAGCUGGGCCCGCUGGGCCCUUCGGAGGUGCUAGCUGUGGAGCCUGCGGUGCCUGUGGAGCACCAGCUGGGGGCCUCUUCGGUUCUUCGGCGUCGUCGUCUCCAUUUGGCGCUGCGUCAGCGUCUCCCUUUGGUUCUGCAUCAGCCUCGCCAUUUGGAAGUGGUGUUGGCAUGGGUGCUGCGGCAUCCUCUGGGGGCCUCUUCGGGUCUGGAAUGGGAGGUGGUGGAUUCGGUGGGGCUGCAGCGCCCGCUGGUGGUUUGGACGUGAGACAGGCGUACAAGGAGCGCAUGAUCAAGAUCUACAUGCAGCACAACCCCAGCAAAGUGAACGAGAUCGACUCUCUCAUGGCGAAAUAUGUGGGCCAGGAGCACACUAUGUACUUGAAGAUAUGCAACAAGUACAAGGUCCAGCCUGAACCGGAGAUCAGACCUGGUGGACAGUGUGGUGGAGGCCUUUUUGGCCAAGCUGGAGGAGCCCUUGGAGGAUCGAUGACUGGGAAUGGAGGCUUUGGCAUGAUGAGCCAACCGAUGGGUCAACCGAUGGGUCAACCCAUGGGUCAACCCAUGAAUCCAAUGGGUGGACAGCCCAUGGGCGGCCAACCCAUGGGUCAGCCGAUGGGACAGCCAGCCUUCGGCAACCCGAGUGCCUUGGGCGGUCCCUUCGGUGGGACACCACCUUCACCAUCUCCGUUCGGCAGCUCCAAUGCCUCUCCCUUCGGUGGAGGAGCAGGCAUGGGAGGCGGUGGCUUUGGCGCGCUUGCUCAGCAAACUGGUUCAGCCUUCGGAGGCGGGGCGACUGCCUCCCCGUUUGCUGCAGCAGGUGCAUCUCCAAGCCCCUUUGGUGGGCAAGCAGCAUCUCCAUUUGGAGGAGGAGCCCAGCCAUGCCAGCCAUGCCAGCCAUGCCAGCCAUCUCCUUUUGGCGCAUCACCAUUUGGUGGCCAAGCCACGGCCUCCCCGUUCGGUGCCUCUCCAUUCGCAGGUUCUCAGUGGACGCAGCACAGAGGUUAG